Messenger RNA from Racocetra persica, 561 nucleotides. The record is from the annotation of a GenBank genome assembly. NCBI's taxonomy places the organism in Eukaryota, Fungi, Glomeromycota, Glomeromycetes, Diversisporales, Gigasporaceae.
AUGACAACUAAAGAGAUGCAACCAAUGGACAUCGACGAUAUGCAAAACACAGAUACUUUAGGCACUAAUUCCAACAUUUUAAAAAAUGUAGUCAGAAAACUAGCUGAAAUUACACAACCAUUUGUUCUUCUAAUUAAUUCUGUAUUUAUAAUCGUAUCGGAAGCAGUGAAGGUUUAUGAAAAUGCUAAGCAUAACAAAAAUAUUUGUGCUUCACUAUUGAUUAGAGUUAAUAUUGCAAAGACCAAUGUUGAAAUUUUACAACUCCAACCUAGAAUUUGUGAUCAUAAAGCAUUCAAUCAAUUUGUAGAAUUUCUGGAAAUAAUUGUCAGAGGUGUUACAGACAUGAAGUCAAAUAUCAACACAAUUAUUAACGAAGUGCAAAUUAUUAAUAAGAAGGUAGAUCAUUUAAUUCAUGAUCCUAUUAAUAAUAUGAUAAACUUGAAAGCAGUUAAAAUUAAUCCAAAAGAGUUAGAUGAUCUUCCCAACACAGAAACAAAAAAUCUAUUGUUAAAAAGUUAUACCGAGAGAAUGAUGUUGCUUGCAAAUUUACAAACAUCAUAG